This is a messenger RNA of Oryza brachyantha (malo sina), 1816 nucleotides long. RefSeq lists its product as uncharacterized. Bases 87 to 1388 code for a protein of 433 amino acids. The transcript has 3 exons. NCBI's taxonomy places the organism in Eukaryota, Viridiplantae, Streptophyta, Magnoliopsida, Poales, Poaceae. The record is from RefSeq and is a predicted model, not a curated record.
UAAAUGUGACGUCCUGUGGCACUUAUGUAUCAAUUUUAUAUGGUAUUAGCAAAAGGUUGAAGUGUUUGAGUGAUCAUUUUGGGGAAAUGGAAGGCGGCGGCCUACCCCCAGGAAAUAUGAUGCAAGGACCUCCUUGUGGGAGUUUGGACUUCCCUAUGCAAACGAAUCCUCCACACUCAGGAAACCAGGUCUUCAACCAACCUCAGAUACCAGGGAAUUUUAUCAUUCCUAUGGACAGGGCUACAGGGCCUGAUAACAUCUCUGACGGAGUUCAGUUAGGACAAGGAGGAAACAUUUCACACCAUCAUCACCACAAACACCGCUCAAAGAACUGUGGGAGUGAUAAUGAGGAGCAUGAUAUGAACGAGGAUGCUGUUGAUCCCCAGACUGGGAAAGACAAGAAGGGCACUGCAUGGCAUCGGAUGAAAUGGACAGAUUCAAUGGUGAAGCUUUUGAUUACUGCAGUAUCCUACACAGGGGAGGAUCCCGGAGCUGAUUUUGGUGGUGGGAGGAGGAACUAUUCAAUGAUGCAAAAGAAAGGAAAAUGGAAGGCAAUAUCAAAGGUCAUGGGCGAGAGAGGUUGCCAUGUGUCACCGCAGCAGUGUGAGGAUAAGUUCAAUGAUCUCAAUAAGAGAUAUAAAAGACUAACAGAUAUCCUUGGAAGGGGUACUGCUUGUGAUGUUGUGGAGAAUCACACACUUCUUGAUCACAUGGAUAUUUCUGAAAAGAUGAAAGAGGAUGCAAGGAAGAUACUGAGCUCUAAGCACUUAUUCUACGAAGAGAUGUGUUCCUACCAUAAUAACAACCAUAUGAAUCUGCCUGAAGACCCUGCACUUCAGCAGUCACUAAUGUUUGCUCUUAGAUGUAAAGAUGAUAAUGAUUUGAGGAGGCAUGCAAGAGGAGAUGCUGAACAGGAUGAUGAUCAGAGUGAAGAUUCAGAUUAUGAGGAAAAUGACGAAGCAGUUGAUACCAGUAUAAGGGGUUCCUCAAUGCAUAAAAGGAUGUGGGAUGUGGUGGAUCAUGGUGAUGUGGGUUUUGUGACCUCAUGCUCUAACGAUGGUAGUGGGAGGUCUGCUCCCUAUGACACCAUAUUGGAUAUCAACAAAACCUUUCCAGAUGGAACCGAUUUGGCUUUGGUGCAAAAAGACUUGGCUCUGAAAGCAGCAGAGAUUCAAAAACAUCGUUUGCAGAUUGAAACCAAGGCUGUGCAACUUGCAAAGCAACGUCUCAAGUGGGAGAGGUUCAGGGAGAGCAAGGACAGGGAAUUGGAAAUGAUGGCAUUGGAGAAUGAACAAAUGAUGCUUGAGAAUAAGCGGUUCGAGCUUGACCUAAGAAACCAAGAGCUAGAGCUUGAGAUCAAGAUAAAAGGCAAUGACAAUCGUGCAUGAUCUUUCUUCCAUUAGUGCUUUAAUUUGUAAUAUGGUUGAGGAUGAAUUCAAUUCAGGGUUGUGUUUGUGCAAGAUGGUACAGGUGGCAGAUUGGGCUCCGACAACCAUUUCGAUGCAUUAGAGCUUAGCUCAGAACGACAAGUCAAGUCAAAAUGUGGUGGUCUACUAGUCAGAUGGGUCUCUGCGUGUGGGCCCUCGGGCGAUGUUGACCAGUCAACUCGUAUUGAAUGGUGGAGUGGUACAAGCAUGGACUGAGCAUUUUUGCUGCUUGUUUAUUGGUGCUGUAAAUAUCACAAUUACCACUUUAUUAUUAUGCCCCUACAUAUACAGUAAUUACUACUAGUAGUAUCUUGGAUCCAAUCAAAGGGAACAUGUCAUAUGGGCAUAUCGUAUGGCUGUUAGUUUUGACUUUUGACCAAGGGUUUGGU